CCUUUAAGGAACUAGCGUUACAGACGCAGCACCUGAGUGACGCUGCAGUACACAGACCGGAGGGAGAGAGCAGAGGAGGAGUCGGAGAGAAGAGCGGUGAUUAAUUAACAGGAAAAAGUUAAUAUUAUGGUGAAAAAAACAUAAUCUACCUGGUCGGGAACUGACAGGGAUUUUAUGAGAACUAAGCUACAUCGGGUUUGGUCAGGUUUUUUGCUUGGUUGGAAGCUCGGUCGGAGCGAGGAUUGGUUUGCCGUGUGCGACGUGCACAUUCACAGACGGGAUUCAAGAUGGCGAGCCAGACCCAGACCUUCAAUUCAUCUUCUCCAUCGCAUUAGGGAGGGAUUCUCCUGCGUGUGGUAAUUCGCUGCCGGAGCGAGCCUAGAACUGGUCCAGUGGCGCAGUUAGCGGUGUGACACCGGUGCUACAUAGUCCCUCCCUGCUCGGCUAGUCUCUUGGAGCUCUGUGCAUUUGCUGUUUUGCCCUCAUCAUGGCUGCAUGGCUGUUGAGGAGACUUGUGACUAGAAAUGACAGCUGGCUGCUGCAUUGCCCUAUUUCCCAGACCCCAGUCUGCUCCAGAGGGGUGUCAAGGGCCUCUCCUGCCUCGAGGGCCCUCUCCACCAUGCAGGACAAGCCUCGGACAGCGGAGGAUCUCCCACGUGUCAGCUUCUUGGAGCUUCUUUACAGAUUGGUGUUUCAGGGUUUCUACAACCGUUUGCAUGAGCUUCAGCUCUAUGAGAAGCAGCUAUAUGGGCCCAUUUACAGAGAUGGAAUCGGGUCAGUAUGCUUGAACACCCCAGAGCUUGUGGAAGAGAUCCUGAGGAAAGACGACAAAUUCCCUUGCAGAGGAGACAUGGGCGUAUGGAGAGAAUAUCGUGACAUGAGAGGAUUCGGCUACGGACCUUUCACAGAUGAGGGGGAGACCUGGUACAAGCUGAGGGUGGUGCUCAACAAGCGCAUGCUGCAUCCAAAGGAGUCGGCCCGGUAUUCUGGGACUUUCAAUGAAGUAGUUAAAGACUUCAUCAAGAAGAUCCGCUACAUGCGCCAGUGCAGCCCAACAGGAGACUCUGUGACCAACAUGGCCAAUGAGCUUUAUCUAUUUUCACUAGAAGGUAUCGCCUCCGUAUUGUUUGAAACGAGGCUUGGUUGUCUGGAAAAGAAAAUCCCUGCUGGUACACAAGAUUUCAUCAGCGCCAUAGCCCAGAUGCUCUCCUACAACACGACUGUCUUCAUCCUUCCCAGGUGGAGCAGGAAUCUGCUGCCCUACUGGGGGCGUUACAUCGCUGGCUGGGAGGGAAUCUUCAGCUUUGCUAAAAAGUUGAUUGACAAGAAGAUGGAGCUGAUUGAGCAGCGCGUGAACAACCACCAGGAUGUGGAGGGUGAAUACCUGACAUACCUCCUCUCAAACACACAGAUGAGCAUUAAAGACGUGUAUGGCAGCGUCACUGAGCUUCUCUUAGCUGGAGUGGACACGACCUCCAACACCCUCACGUGGGCUUUGCAUGAGCUGUCCAGGAACCCGCAUGUGCAGGACAGACUCUAUAAAGAAGUGUCCACCAUGGUACCAUCAGACCAGAUCCCCACUGCUGCUGACGUCACUCGCAUGCCCUAUUUAAAGGCCGUUAUCAAGGAAGCUCUGAGGAUGUAUCCUGUUGUUUCUCUGAACGCGAGGAUCAUAGCAGAAAGGAAUGUUUCUAUUGGUGGAUAUCAUUUUCCAAAGAAAACGGCGUUCAGCUUUUGUCACUAUGCCAUCAGCCACGAUGAGAACACAUUCCCUGACUCGUUCGCGUUUAAGCCAGAGCGAUGGCUCCGUGACAACCCCGAGCGGCCAAACCCCUUCAGCUCCCUCCCGUUUGGCUUCGGGGUGCGAGGCUGUGUCGGUCGCAGGAUCGCUGAGCUCGAGAUGUAUUUGCUUCUGUUUCAACUAAUCAGGCAGUUUGAAAUCAAACCAGACCCGACACUGGGAGAGCUGAAAUCCAUCAACCGCACAGUUCUGGUACCAGACAAACAACUAAACCUGCACUUUGUGGACAGAAGAUGUGAAAACACAGACUGUUACUAAAAUGACAGAAAAUUUAAACCUGUCCAGACAAAUGUAAAUAUAUCCCAUUUACACAGUGAAUUUUGCAGCAUCAAAGUGAUGCUGUAAGAGUUCAGUGUAACUGUUUCCACAGUGAAUCCGUUCCCAUUCAGAGACCACUGCACAAUUAUUCACUGUAAAAAAAAAACAAAAAACAAAAAGGAAAAGUGUCCUGUGAUUUUCUACCAGGACACUUUUUUUUUUUUUUUUUUUU
Molecule: messenger RNA, 2291 nt
Organism: Archocentrus centrarchus (flier cichlid)
Lineage: Eukaryota; Metazoa; Chordata; Actinopteri; Cichliformes; Cichlidae
Product: sterol 26-hydroxylase, mitochondrial-like
Exons: 11
Coding region: 488-2059 (523 amino acids)
Biological process (GO): glucocorticoid biosynthetic process; cholesterol metabolic process; cellular response to peptide hormone stimulus
Cellular component (GO): mitochondrial inner membrane
Molecular function (GO): iron ion binding; heme binding; monooxygenase activity
Source: RefSeq, a predicted model, not a curated record